Molecule: messenger RNA, 414 nt
Organism: Closterium sp. Naga37s-1
Lineage: Eukaryota; Viridiplantae; Streptophyta; Zygnematophyceae; Desmidiales; Closteriaceae
Source: the annotation of a GenBank genome assembly
AUGGAAGGGGCGGCCGAGAGAGGGGCGGAGUGGCUGUGCAAAGGAUUGGAGGAGAUAGACGACGAGCUCAUCUCACAAUGGGUGAAGAUCGACCGGCUAAUGGCGAACAAGGAAAUCAAGGCUUGGACGAUGCUGGGGGGAGUAGAAGAGAAGGAAGGGAACCAGUGGUGGCGGGGGAUCCUAGAAAAGCAGAGAUGCGCCAGCUGGAGGGAUGACAGGGAGGGCAUUCCAGGGAGAUAUACGGACCCGCAAGAGAGCGGGGAAGAGGAGGAGGAGGAGGAGGAGGAGGAGGAGGAGGAGGAGGAGGAGGAGAUGGAAGUGGCGGGGAGUGAAGAGGAAGGAAGAGGGGACACGCCGGAGGAGUUCCAUGAUUCGGACUUCCGAUAUGGAAGGAGACUACUUCGACCCGCUUGA